This is a messenger RNA of Larimichthys crocea (large yellow croaker), 637 nucleotides long. It is a transcript of the gene cenpw, whose product is annotated as centromere protein W. The transcript is spliced from 4 exons. The coding region runs from base 245 to 472 and encodes 75 amino acids. Lineage: Eukaryota; Metazoa; Chordata; Actinopteri; Sciaenidae. Gene Ontology annotation, biological process: mitotic cell cycle; chromosome segregation; kinetochore assembly. The record is from RefSeq and is a predicted model, not a curated record. Gene Ontology annotation, cellular component: nucleoplasm; kinetochore. Gene Ontology annotation, molecular function: DNA binding; protein heterodimerization activity.
AGAAAGAUGUAUGUAGUAGCCCAAAGCAGCCGCUAGGGGUCAGAAGCACAACGAGCCUGUGAAACCAGAUACUAACUCAGCCCGACUGUAGGUGGCAGUGAGGCAACAAGCGACAGCGUAAAUCACACGAAGAAGGAGCUGUUGCACCGGAAGUCGCUGAGGCGGGAGAUUUGAGGACGUAAACAAACUUUCAGUCGGCGUGUCGUUUGUUUGUCUCGUUUCACAUCGACCAGCUACAGAAAAAAUGCUCAACAAGGCACCCAGACUGAAACACACGGUUAAAACGAAGAUGAAGAGCAACACAAACGUGAGGCCGGCGUCGGAAGCGAUGAUUGAGCUGCUGACUCUGCUGUUCCUGAACAGUCUGGCCGAGGAGGCCAAGGCCAGAGCGUUUGAAGACAAAUCUGCGACUAUUAGAGCUCAGCACCUCAAAGCGGUCUCCAAGAAAGUCCUGAAAAAAGCCAGAGGGUGAAGACAGUGAAGUUCAUAAUCAGUCAUUUUAUGAGCAUUGUUGUAAAAUCUUAUUAUGAAUGACAGUAGCAAUAUUUUUGCUUUUUUAUUAUACAUACUUUUUCUUCUGAAAUGUUCUCUUUUGUGUUUUUUAUUCUGCCCCGUGUAAAUAAAUGUUUCCCCGUCA